This is a messenger RNA of Sipha flava (yellow sugarcane aphid), 1400 nucleotides long. RefSeq names its product acyl-protein thioesterase 2-like. NCBI's taxonomy places the organism in Eukaryota, Metazoa, Arthropoda, Insecta, Hemiptera, Aphididae. The transcript has 6 exons. Gene Ontology annotation, biological process: protein depalmitoylation. Gene Ontology annotation, cellular component: cytoplasm. Gene Ontology annotation, molecular function: carboxylic ester hydrolase activity; palmitoyl-(protein) hydrolase activity. The record is from RefSeq and is a predicted model, not a curated record. The coding region runs from base 671 to 1333 and encodes 220 amino acids.
UCCCUUAUCAGUUCGAUUAAUUUGUCCGAAUUACACGUCUGAAUUAGUAAAUUAAAUAUUCGUCGAUGCGCAGUGUUCGUCCCUGGACGCGCGCCGUCAUCAUAAUAAAAAGAAAAAAAAAAAUCUCGAACCGAACAAUAACCGUACACGGUGUCGAAAACAACAUCAAUACGUAACACGCGUCACGACGAUGACGAUAAAACGCGGUCGCGCGCGAUUGCAAGUAAACGUGGUACCGAAACGUUCGAUUGUUACGACGCGCCGCUGCGGUAUCGCAACAACACGACGCUGAACCAUGGUCGACGAACGUUUUAUCGUACGCGCGUGACUACUACCGUUGUACGUCGAUCGAAAACACGAACCCGACGCGAACCGGAACGAUUCGCAACGGACCGAGGUCGAGUCGCGAUAGGUGCCCGCAAAGAUCUCCGCAACCGGUCGUCGAUUAUGUCGAUCACAUCGGACGCUGUGCCGGGUGCCGCGGCAGUUGCUACGCCAGUACCACACUAGUGUCAGACGCGCGCGGUCGUGCGACACGUUCGUUUAGCGCACGCCGUCCACGAGGUGCCGGACUCGAAAACCGUUAACACAGUCCGCUGCUGUAUCCAACUCAUUCCGUUCGCUUAAACGACCGAUUUGCCUACUGUUGCACGCACGUGCGUCUCGCGAAAUGUCCUCUUACGAGACGAUAGCCACGGCGGCGGCGACGGGGAAACACACGUCGACGAUCAUUUUUUUCCAUGGUCUCGGCGAAUCAGGGAACGUUUGGAUGGAAAAAUUAUCUACUUUACGCAAACCAAAUACAAAAAUAAUCUGCCCAUCCGCCUCAAAGAUACCGUUGACUUUGAACAAAGGAUUCAUGAUGCCGUCGUGGUUCGACGUGUCGACGCUAAAAGAGGAUGCGCCGGAAAACGAGUCGGACAUAUUGCGCGCCGUAGACAAAGUGCACGCGCUUCUGGACGAGGAGCUGACCAGGACGCGUCUGCCGCCUAAGAAACUAUUGCUGGGCGGUUUCUCGCAGGGCGGAGCGUUGGCCCUGUACGCCGCGCUCACAUACCACAGGCCGCUAGCCGGAAUUCUGAUCCUUUCCUGUUGGAUCCCGCUACACAAAUCUUUUCCAGACGCGGCUACGAAUAACACUAAAAUACCUAUUUUACAAUGCCAUGGAACAGAUGAUCCAGUUAUACCCUACGCAUGGGGUAGAAGAACAUCAGAAAUACUAAGUGAAUUUACCACCAAAAGUCAAUUCACUAGUUACGAAGGUCUAUUGCAUGGGACGAAUGAGAAAGAGUUGGCUGACGUAAAAGAGUUUAUUCAAAAACUACUUAUAUGACAAUAUUGAAAUCAGACUUCUUACAUAUUGAAUUGUUUUAAAAUAUCAUAAACAUUCUGAAUAUGCA